This is a messenger RNA of Physcomitrium patens, 3747 nucleotides long. NCBI's taxonomy places the organism in Eukaryota, Viridiplantae, Streptophyta, Bryopsida, Funariales, Funariaceae. The record is from RefSeq and is a predicted model, not a curated record.
GUCCGUGCAUUCAGGUGGGUUUGCGGUGGAGACUGUUGGGUGGUAGGUAGUGUGGCCACCUCUUGACAAGAGAAAAUGGCUUAUCUGGCAAAAGAUACUCAAAGGUCGUGCGUCUGUGAUGACUAUUGGCCUUGCAGUAUGCAACUCCUUCUGAAGUAAAAAGACAAAAGGCGGAAAUUUCGUACCCAGUGAUCAGUUGCGCGUGGUUGGUCAUCGUUAUCACUUGCGACCUGCUUCUAAUGCCACCGCCCACGAAGUCAUUGUACCAUUGCAGUACUUGUCGACGACGAUCCUGUGCUCCGUUGACAGUUGAGUAACACCUUUGGUAUUACCGGUUGUUUCGACAUCGAGGUCGUGACUGGGGAAGGGAAGGCCAUGUCCGAAGUUGCGAAGUUGCGAAGGUGAUGGAGGGCUCUGGGGACAAGCGACAUGAGAAUUUGGACGAGGAUGGGUACAACUGGCAUGCGCAGUCGGUGGAAUCCGUGAGCAAGGCGUUGGGGACGAAUCCAAACCUGGGCGUGUCGGAUGGGCGGAGUGCAGAGCUGCUGAAGCAGCACGGUUACAACGAGCUGAAGGGGCAGGCUGGGGUGAACCCAUGGAAGAUCUUGCUGCGGCAGGUCUCGAACGGCCUGACGGCCGUGCUUGUCGUCGCUAUGGUUGUAUCCUUUGCAGUGAAGGAUUAUGCCGAGGCGGGGGUUCUGGUAAUUGUGAUUGCGUUCAAUACAAUCGUGGGGUUUGUGCAAGAAUACCGCGCCGAGAAGACCAUGGAUGCAUUGCGGAAAAUGGCGUCACCCUCGGCGAAGGUGAUUCGAGACGGAAGCCAUCACCGAAUCUCGAGCAGGGAUGUGGUGCCCGGGGACUUGUUGACGUUCGAGGUCGGGGAUGUUGUACCUGCUGACUGUCGUCUGAUUGAGGUUCUGAACCUGGAAGUCGACGAGGCGUUGCUGACAGGAGAGGCUGUGCCUUCUUUGAAGACUGUGCAGCCGAUCGGGGGGAAGGAUGUCUCGAUUGGGGACCGCACCAACAUGUCAUACUCAAGUACUACGGUGGUGAAGGGGAGAGGGAAGGCGAUUGUGGUGAGCACAGGGAUGUCUACCGAGAUUGGAAAGAUUUCCAAGGCCAUCAACGAGACGAAGACGCAGUCCACUCCUAUGCAGAGGAAGCUUAAUCUGAUGGCCUACAUGCUCCUCGCAUUUGCGCUGCUGCUUGCGCUGAUUGUGUUUGCUGUAAACAAGUUUAACUUCAGUACUGAGGUUGUGAUUUACGCCAUCGCGCUCUCGAUUGCUAUCAUUCCUGAGGGGCUGAUUGCAGUCAUCACGAUUGUACAAGCGCUAGGCGUGCGGCGUAUGGCCAAGCAGCAUGCAUUGGUGAGGAAACUGGUGGCGUUGGAAUCGCUUCAAGCAGUGACCAAUAUCUGCUCGGAUAAAACGGGUACGCUGACGGAGGGAAAGAUGGUGGUGACGAACGUUUGGCUGCCGGGACAUGAGUCUGAGUACAUUGUCGCUGGGCAAGGGUACGAGACUGUUGGCGACUUGUCCACUUCGGCGGGUGUCGCUGUAGUUAGAUCAGCGGCGCUGGAGGAUGUGAAUUAUCGAUUGCUGGUGGAGUGCUGUGCCUUGUGCAACACGGCGAACAUCGUCGAGGCAUCCGAGGGUAAAGUGUGGGGAGACCCCACUGAGAUCGCCCUCCAAGUGUUCGCAUAUAAAAUGGAGAUGGGUAUGCCCAUUCUGCGUAAACACAAGGAACUCGUUGAGGAAUUUCCUUUCAGCUCAGACACGAAGCGGAUGAGCAUGGUAUGCCAGACUGAGUCGGGAAACUUCUUAGAGAUUUUCACGAAGGGUUCUGAAGUUGUGCUCAGUAUUUGCGACAACGUGAUGGAUCGGACUGGAGACAUACAUAGCAUCUCUGGGGACGAGGGGUUCUUGAAGCUCGUCUCAACGCAACAGGAGGAGAUGGCAAAGCAAGGUUUAAGGGUUCUAGUGCUCGCGUACGGGCAAGUAUCGGAGAGAUCCAUCGGCAAGCCCCUUUCAAAGUGGGAGCGUAACGACGCUGAGAAAAGCUUGACAUUCCUUGGUUUGGUUGGAAUCAGAGACACUCCUCGGGUCGAGUCUGAGCAAUCUGUGCGCAAUUGUCACCGCGCCGGUAUUACAGUUCACAUGCUCACCGGAGACCAUAAAGCCACCGCUAUGUCGAUUGCAAAGGAAGUGGGAAUCAUAGAGGAACCACAUGGGUCUGAGAUAGCGAAUGGUAAUGAAAUCGUCCCCUUGUCAGCAUCUGUCAUGACCGCGACAGAAUUUGACCAACUGACUGAUGAGCAAGUGGAUGCUCUGGUCGAUCUCCCUCUUGUAAUUGCGCGGUGCACACCCUCAACGAAGGUGAGAAUGAUCGACGCGCUCCACCGGAGAAAGAAAUUCGUGGCCAUGACCGGCGACGGGGUGAACGACGCGCCCAGUUUGAAGAAGGCCGAUGUGGGAAUCGCCAUGGGCGCAGGUAGUGAUGUGGCCAAGACAAGCAGUGACAUCGUGCUCACAGACAACAACUUCGCAACCAUAGUACAAGCCAUCGGCGAAGGGCGGAGGAUUUUCUCCAACAUCAAGAAGUUCGUGUUGCACCUGCUGAGCACUAACGUCGGACAAGUGAUAGUGCUACUGAUAGGUUUGGCUUUCAAGGAUCGGACGGGCACUUCCGUCUUUCCACUAUCCCCAGUGCAGAUUCUCUUUCUGAAUCUCGUCACGGGAACACCGCCUGCCAUGGCUCUGGGAAUUGAGCCGGCCUCCUCUUCCGUGAUGCAAGUCCCUCCCCACGUCAAAGGACUUUUCACUGUGGAGCUCAUCAUGGACAUCUUCAUUUUCGGCACCUUCAUAGGCAUCCUCGCCCUGGCAUCAUGGGUGCUCGUCAUCUACCCCUUCGGAAACUCCGACCUCGCCACUCUCUGCAACACCACCGCCAACUUACAAGAAUGCUCCACCAUCUUCCGCGCCAGGUCCACAGUUCAACUGUCCUUCACGUGGAUGAUCCUCUUCCACGCUUACAACUGCCGCCACCUCCGUGCCAGUUUGCUCACUGCUGAGGGAGGCGGCGCCUCGCGGUUCUUCUCCAACAAAGUUUUGGUUGCGAGUGUGUUCAUCGGUGCUCUUCUGCCCAUCCCCACCAUCUACAUCGGCACGCUCAACACGGAAGUCUUCAAGCAGGAAGGCAUUACCUGGGAGUGGAUCAUCGUGAUCGUCUCGGUGUUCGUCUUCUUCUUGCUAUCAGAGUUUUACAAGCUGCUUAAGCGUCGCUUCAUUAAAACUCCCUACAACAUGUGAUCAAUCACCUCCAACCUCAUGUUGCAGAAUCCGCACCCAUGCUGUUGCAUGAACCACUACUACUUCAUUUCUAUCCUUGAACCUGUAUUAUGUAGAUAGAUGAUGAAUGUAGAUAGAUUUGAUAUUAUCUUGAGGCAAAGCUUUUUAGAAGUUUCAUAGACAUGUUUGUUUCUAGAUAUAUUUGUAGUUGAUUGGUAGGUUAGAAACUUGGCCAAAAGUUAGCCACAUAUUGCACAUGCUAGUAACUUGUGCAUAUAGGAAACUUCUCUUACAAGUUAGAUAUAUGUCUUGCCAGUUGGACAUUUUUCAAAGGUCUUAUAGAAUGUCGCCAAGUAGCUUCUAAUUAAAGCAACAAUGGUGAAGCCUUCUUCAUUCAUGUCAAUGUCUUUUUGGUAUUUAAUCUUAUUUUAAGGCUUUCGAGUCUUUUUAUCUUUAGCAA